GAAACCAUUGUGACGCAGAAAGGAACUCAUGUUCACAAACGGCCACUCACGCGAGAGCUCCGAUCUCCUCGUGAAGCAAAGAAAGACUGCUUGAACUUUUCCGACGACCCACAGAGAAAACCAGCUGCGUUGUACCGCUUUAUUGAGCGGCUCAGGUCCACCACGUUGGGGCAUGUGAACACGGACCAAGCGCUGCAAGCGCUGCGUCAAGAAUGGACCAAAUGGCUUCAGCCAGGUGGUGUCGCAGACGCAUCCGAAGGACGUCAUCAACCGACGAAUUGCUUCAAGUCGGAGAUGGCUCAGAUUUGGACCCGUUGCGAAUUGCGCUAUCGCAGCGUUGUUACUGAGCACCCAAACAUACGUGUUAUGGUACAUAUGGAUACGACGUUCAAUUUGAACAAGUCGGGGUACCCUCUGUUCGUCGUUGGGUACUCGGACUUUGGUGGCUCCUUUCACGCGCUUGGGCACCAGCGCCUAGGCAUGAUGUAUUUGGUUCAAAUCUUGUUACGACUGCUGUGCAGCGAGUCAGACAAGGCCAUCCCAUUCUGGACCCCCCUCGGGUUGGCGAACGCCUCCUCCAACACUUCAAACAAGUCCAACGGGCAAAUGCGCUCGAUUUCAACGAGGCAAUCGAGGAUGGUCCGAAUAUUUGGAACGUACGACAUCACGUAA
This is a messenger RNA of Aphanomyces astaci, 672 nucleotides long. RefSeq lists its product as hypothetical. The transcript is spliced from 5 exons. The annotation marks the transcript as partial. The record is from RefSeq and is a predicted model, not a curated record. Lineage: Eukaryota; Oomycota; Saprolegniomycetes; Saprolegniales; Verrucalvaceae.